Molecule: messenger RNA, 5691 nt
Organism: Bombyx mandarina (wild silkworm)
Lineage: Eukaryota; Metazoa; Arthropoda; Insecta; Lepidoptera; Bombycidae
Gene: mus201
Product: rad2 superfamily protein mus201
Biological process (GO): nucleotide-excision repair
Cellular component (GO): nucleus
Molecular function (GO): DNA endonuclease activity; single-stranded DNA binding
Source: RefSeq, a predicted model, not a curated record
CGGAGCUACUCUUAUCGGUAACGAUGGGAGUCACUGGAUUGUGGCGGUUGAUUGAACCGACAGGAAAGCCAGUUCCAGUAGAAACGUUGGAAAAUAAGGUUUUAGCUGUUGACAUCUCAAUAUGGUUGCACCAGAUGGUGAAAGGUUAUCAAGAUGCCAAAGGAGCCCCUUUAGCAAAUGCUCACUUGAUGGGCUUGUUCCAACGGCUUUGCAAACUUCUCUACUUCAGGAUAAAACCAAUUUUCGUAUUUGAUGGUGGCUUUCCAGACUUGAAGAAAGAAACAAUUUCUAAAAGACAAGAUCACAAGGUGAAAUAUAAUUCAGAAUCUGAAAGAAUAAAGAGAGAAUUAGCUCUUCUUUUAAGCAAAAAAACUGCUAUCAACAGUUUGCUUGGAAAGCAGAUUUCACCAAAAAAGAAUGUAGCUCAAACUGAAAUUGAAGAUAAUAUAUUCAAAUUGCCAGAACUCCCGAAGAAGAACCAGGAGAGUGAAUCAGAUUCUGAGGAAGAAAGUUCAAGUGGCUCCUCUGUUGAUCUACAUUCAAUGGAUCUAAACUCUGAACAUUUCAAAAACAUGCCCCUUAAAGAGAAGUAUGAUCUACUUGUAGAGUUAAAAGAAACAAGAAAAAUGAAUUCUUGGGGAAGAUUACAUGAAUUACCAAAGAAAAGUGACAGUUUUUCUGAUUUCCAGAUGCAAAGAUUGUUAAAACGAAGGAAACUACAGGAAUGUUUUGAAGAAACUGAGAAAGAAAUGGGUGUUACAGGAAUGUCAUUAAAAGAUUUAGAAUCACUACUUAACGAGGAAGGUAUUGAUACUAAUGUUGAUACAUUACCGACAAAAAGAAUAGCGUCCAAUGAUAAUACAAGAUUCUUACUUAUAAAUAACAUAAAGCAAGCUUUAGCUGAAGCUAAGCAAAGAAAUGACGCCAAAGAUCAAGCAAGCACGAGUAAUAGGGUAGAAGAAAUAAAUAUUGAAAAAGAAAAGUCACCAGUUAAAGAUGAACUUGAAUGUGAUUUAGAGAUGGCCAUUAAAAUGUCUAUGGAAUGUGUAAAUGAAACUGACACAGCUACUUAUAAUUCGAAGACUGAUGAUUCUUGGACAUCCUGUUUAACUGAUACAGAUUAUUCAGACUCUGAAGAUGAAUAUGAAGUACCAGAUAUGUCAACAGCAAAAGCUUAUAUCAUGCAGUAUAGUGAUUUCACUAAUAUUGCUAUUGAAAAACUUGUUUCAGAAAAAAGUAAUAAUAAAAAUAAAGCUCAUGCUUCCAAAUUAGAUGAAAUAUUAGAAGAAAUAAAUAGAGAGAAAGCAUUAAUUGAAAGUAAAUUAGAAAUAUCAUCUGAAGAAGACAAUAAAGUUCAAGAUAUUGACCUUACUUCAGAUUGUGCUGAAACUGUUCCUGUGCAAAAAGACAAAGAGCCUGCAGUAGAAGCAUUCAGUGUAGAAUUAAAACAAAAUCAUAAAGUAGAGGCUGCUGAUGGUGUUGUUGAGGAUAGCAAAGAAAUUGGUCAGCUUACAGUUCUGAAUGUAAGUGAUAAAGAACAAAAUAUCGAUAUUAUUGAAAGAAAAGAAAUGCCAAUAAAAGCUAUUGAUUCUUCGCAAUCCUCAGUAAUUUGUAUUCACAGUUCUGAUGAGGAUAUUUUAUCUUUUGAUGUAGAAAACACUGAUAAACGUAAUCCUGAAAUAUCCAAGGAUUCUGAAUCGGAUGAAGACGAUUUUGAGGACGUGCCAGAAAUAAAUUCUAAUCCCAAAACUGUUGUGCAACUAAUAUUAAAUACCAAUACUAUACCAGAUAAGAAUGAUCUGUUUGCAGAUAUCUUUGAGAAUACAGAGGCUGUAGAUGUUCAUGUGGAAACUGAAAAAGUGGAACAAAAAGGGCGCAAUGAACUAAAAAGUGAUAUACGCGAUCAAUUAAAAGUUGUAACCGAUGACACGACCAAAAAUAAGUUUAGAAAAGAGAGCACAGAAGUAGUAGAGACUAAUUUACAAAAUGAAACAGUAAAUUGUAUUAUCCAGCACGAAAAUGACGAAAAAGCUACUAAUUCGGACAAAAAACUGAAACUUUUACAAGAGAGAACUGUAGUCAAAGAGCCGAUAUCAACUGAAAAGUUGAAUACAAUUGUAGGUGAGAUUCAGUCAAAAGAAAAUUCUCUAAUACAAGAGAAAGGUCGAUUAGAUCGUGUUGGUAGAAACAUAACAGAACAGAUGACUAAAGAAGCUCAGGAGUUACUGCAAAUAUUCGGAAUUCCUUAUAUCGUCGCACCAAUGGAAGCAGAGGCACAGUGUGCCUUCCUUGAGACCAUUAAUCUAACUGACGGAACAAUCACAGAUGAUAGUGAUAUUUGGCUAUUUGGGGGUAGAACUGUGUACAAAAAUUUCUUUAAUCAAAAGAAACAUGUUCUACAGUUUUUAGCUGACAUAAUAGAAAAAUCAUAUAACUUAAGUCGUGAGCAGCUUGUUUUACUAGCUCUGUUAGUGGGCAGUGACUACACUACCGGGGUGUCUGGAGUAGGUCCAGUCACCGCACUAGAAAUCUUAGCGUCUUUUCCUUUCAACAAAAAGCAAUUGAAUGAAAGCGUUAAGAAAUCGCGAUAUGCCGAAAUGGUGGCUGGCUUACAAGAAUUUAAGGUGUGGGUGCGUGCCGGGAGAAGAACAGAUAAUAUUAGCUUAAAGAAAAAACUGAAGAAUGUGAAUUUGUCCGAAGAUUUUCCCAGUGUUCGCGUUGUACAAGCAUACUUAGAACCGAAUGUUGAAAAAAGUAAUGAAAAAUUUACAUGGGGUGAAUUAGACAUCACAAUACUUCGAGAUUAUACGAAAGAGAAAUUUGGUUGGUCACAAAAUAAACUCGACGAAAUAAUUAAACCAGUUUUAAAAAGAAUGCAAGAGAAGAAACUGCAGAGGUCAGUUGAAGAUUAUUUCAAGAAAAAUGUCAACUUGCAAUCUUUGGAGGAUCAAAUGAGCAAAAGGGUGAAAGCAGCGGUACAGAAAAUGGGACCGAAUAUAUUAAAUACACUUGAAGACCCUAUUCCGAGUACACAAGUUCAGGCAACAAUUGUUAAGAAAAGAAAGAAAAUAAAAAAUGAAUCAAAUAAAUCAGGCCCUACACAGCCUAAGUUGAAGAAAAAUCUAGAAGAAAAGCUCCUCAUUAGUCAGGGGGUAAAAGUCAUUUCAGAAACCAGUGAAGAUAGAACGAAAAAAAUUGAAAUACAAAUUCCUAAAACGGACCGAGUUCAAGAAAUCAUUCCACAGAGAGAGAAAGAGAAACAGAGCUUAUUGCAGAAUAAAUUGAAGGCUAUUGAAAUAUUCAGGAAGACCAAAAUCGAUCGCAAGAAAAAAGCUUUUAAAAAGAAAGUUAUAUUACCAAAAAACGAUGCAGAACUCUCAGAAACUGAUAGUGAAUAAUGUAGAAUGCAUGUAUAGGAUCUUGUUUGUUUUGUUCAAUAAAAAAAUCAAAUUUAAAAUAAUAUUUUUAUUGUUUAUACAACUCUAAGGAUAUAAUAAUAAGUGCACAUGAUAACACCACAUAUCUGUACAACUGUUAUUUAAUAAUUAUAAAUAUUGAUAUCUACACUAGAGAUCGGGGAUCGUUGCGAAUCUUAAUUCUCAUAUCUGCAAUUCGCACAAAGUUAGUGUUUUUUCUAAACUGAAAAACGAAAUAGCUUAUAACGUUCGAAUUUCUAAACAAAGUACUGAAUGAUCGACUUUUUGAUUUUUAAAAGAUGACAAGAGACGUAUUUACGUCUUCCGCGUCUAACAAUCGCCCGUCCCUAGCUUGAACCAAAUUUAUAAAACUUCUUAAAUUUUACUGUAAAUCAUGAAACUAAGUUAAAUACCUAGUAUUGUUUUUAACGUUUAAAAACUCGAAAAAUAAUAUUGAAAAAACGAUUGGUUUUACAGAGAAAAUAUUAUAAUCAAUUUCAUUUAGAACUAACAUCUACACAACUUUAUUGUUUACUAUUGCAUUACUUUUGGUAGUUAUGAUGUUUUAGUCCGUAACCUAACAUACUAACAAAUCACCAAAUCACGUUUACCAAUUUGGAAAACGUUUAAUAGCAAUCCAAUCUUGCAGUGUGAGGUUAUGUUUUUAAGUGUGGUGAGCUGAAACAAUUAUAACGUGAGGCAUCAGGCCCUUUAAAAUAUACUAAACGAUGUGCAAAUCAUAGUUGUACAAGAUGAAAGCUUAGCAUUUAUUUUAUUCAGAAAUAAAAAUUAUAAGAUAUUUUUUCGUAGGACAUUAUAUUUAAAUUAUGAAGAAACUUAAUCUCAACUGACCAAGAGACCAGUGUGUUUAGUAUGAGUUUUUUAACGUACUCAAAUUUGUAUGGAAUUGGAACGUUUGUCUACGUUUGGCGCUAGAGGCGCUGUUCCAUCUGCAUACAGAUUUGAGUUAACUUAUACGCUAUCGAGAACGUUAAAAAACUCGAAAUAAGCACUUAGACAAUAACUUCUAAAAAACAGUACACUCCGAGUUGUUACGAAUCGUUAAUUGACAACAUUUCAUAUUUUCAAUAUGCUUGAAUAUCAAUCAUGGAAUGAACAUAAAUACAUAGUUUUACUAUAUUUUUUUUUUGUUUCUAAAAAACUUUCGUUCUAAGCAGACUUAACGCCAAAUGACGUUAUAUGAGUAAUUAUAUAGUUGACUAUCGAACUCAUCUUUUAUUUGAAUAAAAUAUGGUAUGAUCUUGAUAUUUAACCUUUUGACAGCCAUGUAGGUCACCGGUGCCCUACGUACGGAAGUAAUUAUGUCGAUUUCUGUUCCUAGAGUUUAGGAGCACAUUGUAUACUGUGUAUCACGAAGGGUUCUCUAUCUAACUGAACUUUUGCAAAAUCAAAAAAAUUCUCUUUGUCUUCACCUCGUUAUUUUCGAAGCUUACAGACAUCACAGGACAUGAAUCUUGAGACAUGAGGCUACACAAGUCAACGCCCUAUCAUUAUAUGAAUAUUUUUUAUUUGAAAACUGGUGCUUUUCAUAUGAUCCCAUUUAAAUAUUAUCAAGAUCUGAAUAAUAGUUUUCGAGUUAUCCUUAAUUAUUCAUAUUUAAUUGACUUUUUAUUUUAUUUGUUGAAAUCGGUUUUCUAUUUUGUUAUAAAACUGUUUUAUCAAAGUUAGUUUCUUCUUUGAAUUUAAAAUAGAGGUAAAAAAUCUAUAAAUUAUAAAUUGCAACACUAGUCAGUGUUGUCAUCUUCGAAAAUAUAUUUGAUGUAUCUCAAUUUUCUUAACAAAACAAUAUCCCUCAAAUAUGUUUUUAAGCCAUAUUUAAUUGUGAAAUGUUGUCAACUUCAAAUACACUGACAUUAUUCAAGAUAACCAUUGGCAAACAUGAACAAAACAGGACAUUGUAACUCAAAUCGUAUAAAAAAUAUGAAAAAAUCUUUAUAAACAUAAAUUAAACUAAAAACAAGGAUUAGUCAAUAUUUUUUUUAAAUAAUGAUCAUUUUCUUUUGCCUUGAGGGGACAAACAGGUCCAAUACUAACUUUAACAUCGAUGACUGCUUUUCAUUUGACCGGUGCAAAGUUCACAUAUUCAGUUCAAUAAUAAUUAUUAAUAUUUACUGUCAAGUGCAAAGUGGAUACCGAUUCAAUAUUAAAAUUAGAUCUAAUACACGCUCUUGAUAACAUGAAUACGAUAUUUUAUAUUUUUAGUUUUAAAUAGAAAUAAUUAUGAUAAUGUCUGUUUCAUUAACGACUAGAAACG